UUAAUAUUUAAAUAUUAGGUACUUAUAUUAUUAUAAAUUUUCAGAAAAUGAAUUUGGCGGAUCCAAAUGAUGAUCUUGUUUCAAGUGUAUCGUUAUAUAAGAAAAGAGCCCCGUACCUUUACGGGUUUACCACACCUUUUUUCUUCUUGUACAUAGCUUGGUUGUACAAUUGGUUGGUUGUGUACGGGUACAAUGAGUACGUUGAGAUCGGUACAGUCUGCGGAGUAGUCCUUCUUCUUAUUCAUGUAUUAGUUUUGUUGAGUUGUUAUUGGUCUGUAAGUAUACAAGCUGUCAUGAUGUGCUCCAGUGUACCUGUCACUAGCAAACAAGAUGCUACAUAUGCUAAAGUUACUCCGCUUGAAAAUCACGGGUUCUCUGAGCUUGUCAGAUUGGCUAGAACAGGACCACAUCAAUUAUGGUUCUCCUUCCAGAAAAUUAAAUACGUGUUUGACACAGAGAAGAAGAUAUUCCGAACCAUCCAGUUUCCAGUGGACAUGGAGCUAAAGACGUACAGUGAGUGCAAGGGGUGGAUGGAGGAAGAGGUGCAUGAUAAGACAAUGUUUUAUGGGAAUAACGAGGUAGAGAUGGCAGUUCCAGAGUUUAAGGAACUGUUUCUUGAGAGGGCAACCGCACCAUUCUUCGUAUUCCAGAUCUUCUGUGUUGGAUUAUGGUGCCUGGAUGAGUACUGGUACUACUCUGUGUUCACCCUGAUGAUGCUGGUAAUGUUUGAGUGCACCCUUGUCCAGCAACAGAUCAGAAAUAUGUCGGAGAUCAGGAAGAUGGGAAACAAGCCUUACAUGAUCCAGGUAUAUCGUGGACGAAGAUGGAGACCCUUGCCAACCGAUCAACUGAUUCCUGGCGACAUUAUCUCCAUCAGUAGAUGUUUGAAUGAUAACCUGGUUCCAUGUGAUAUACUUCUACUCCGGGGUCCUUGUAUAGUAGACGAGAGUAUGCUCACAGGGGAGAGUAUUCCUCAGAUGAAGGAGUCCCUGGAGAAUAGUUCCUGGGACGAGGGUAGAUGUCUAGACCUGGACCAGGAUUCAAGAUUACAUGUUCUAUUUGCUGGAACCAGAAUAGUUCAGCAUACUCCUCCGAGUAAGACAGCUGCAGGACUACGAGCUGGAGAUGGAGGAUGUGUUGGAUAUGUUCUUCAGACAGGGUUCAAUACACAACAGGGUAAACUUCUCCGGACAAUCCUGUUCGGAGUGAAGCGGGUGACGGCUAACAACCUUGAAACCUUCUUCUUCAUCCUCUUCCUUCUCAUCUUCGCCAUCGCAGCUGCCAGCUAUGUCUGGAUCUACGGCACAAUGGACCCAACCAGGAAUCGUUACAAGUUGUUCCUUGAGUGUACACUGAUCCUGACUAGUGUAGUACCUCCUGAACUACCUAUAGAGCUCAGCCUUGCAGUCAAUACUAGCCUUCUCUCUCUUUCUAAACUUAAAGUCUACUGUACAGAACCAUUCAGGAUCCCAUUUGCCGGAAAGGUUGAAAUUCUUUGUUUUGACAAGACUGGAACUUUGACUAGUGACGACCUGGUGGUCGAGGGUAUUGCAGGACUACCGCAGGAACCAGGCACUGGUCCACAGGAGAAGAUAGAAUCUAAGUACGGAGUUAUCCCAGUAGACAAAGCUCCUCUUCAGAGUAUUCAGGUUUUGGCGAGUUGUCACAGUUUAGUUCAGCUAGAUGAUGGACUAGUAGGAGAUCCUCUUGAGAAAGCUACCCUGGCGGCUGUAGAUUGGUCUCUAACUAAGGGUGAGGCUGUUAUACCUCGCAAAGGAAAAUAUGGAGGACUGAAGAUCUUCCAGCGUUUUCAUUUUUCAUCCGCGCUCAAGCGCAUGAGCGUGGUUUGUGGUUAUACUGUUCCUGCAACCUCGGACACUAAUUAUAUUGCUACAAUCAAGGGUGCUCCUGAAACCUUGAAGGGUAUGUUUAUCGAUGUACCGGCCGACUACGACAAGAACUACUUGGCUUUAUCAAGGAGGGGAGCCAGGGUUCUAGCUCUAGGUUGGAGGGAUCUAGGCAGGCUCACUCAUCAGGAUAUUAAGGAACUGACAAGAGAAGGUGUAGAGCAGAAGGCGAUAUUUGCUGGGUUUGUGAUAAUCUCCUGUCCGAUGAAACCUGACUCCAAGUCCGUGAUCAAGGAGUUGGUCGGGUCCUCACAUCAGGUUAUGAUGAUUACUGGAGAUAAUCCUUUGACAGCUUGUCAUGUAGCUAAACAGCUCAGAUUCUCAAGAAACUCGACGACUCUUAUCCUUACUAGUGAUGAAGUGGAUGGUUGGGUUUGGAAGAGUGUGGAUGAGAAGGAGACUGUCUCCUUGAAGGGACCCAAGGAGCUCGGCAACCAACAGUGGAAGCAGUUCAUCUCCAGCUAUGAUAUGUGUCUUACAGGUGAGGGACUCACGUACUUAUUGUCUGAGAGAAAAGAACUGGCGCACCGUCUUCUCCCCCACGUCAAGGUGUUCGCUAGGGUCAACCCUAAACAGAAGGAGGUCGUCAUCACUACUCUCAAGUAUCUAGGUUAUUACACGUUGAUGUGUGGAGAUGGAACUAAUGAUGUUGGUGCUCUGAAGCAUGCUCAUGUAGGAGUAGCAAUUCUUUCAUCUAUUCAAACUAAGAAGAAGAAAGAGGAAAAGGAUGAGGAGAGGGAGGUAGAUAAGUUUGACAAACUGAAGAAAGAAGGAAAAGGGAAAAGGACGGAUGUAAAGAAACCUGAUCCAAGAGAUAGGAUGAAUGCACGACAAGCUCAGCUGCAGAAGAUGAUGCAGGAACUUCAGGAAGCUGAGGAUAUGCAGGUCGUGAAGCUAGGCGACGCUAGUAUCGCUGCUCCGUUCACCUCCAAGCACUCGAGUAUAGUUUCAAUUAAUCACGUGAUCAAACAGGGCCGUUGUACCCUGGUCACUACUCUACAGAUGUUUAAGAUUUUGGCUUUGAAUGCCCUUAUUUUGGCAUACAGUCAGUCAGUUUUGUACCUGGAGGGAGUUAAAUUCUCUGACGGUCAAGCAACUUUCCAAGGUCUUCUCCUAGCAGCCUGCUUUCUCUUCAUCUCAAGAUCAAAGCCCCUGACAACCCUGUCUAAAUCCCGUCCCCUGCCCAACAUAUUCAACGUGUACACCAUCCUCACUGUGAUAUCUCAGUUCGCCGUUCAUCUCAGCUCCAUGAUUUUCCUCGUACAGCAGGCCUACCUGCUGGAGCCCAGGGAGGAGUUCCCGGACCUGGAGAAGGAGUUUGCUCCGAACCUUCUCAACAGCACAGUCUACAUCAUCUCUAUGUUUCUCCAGGUGCUAACCUUUGCCAUUAACUACCGUGGACACCCGUUCAUGGAAUCCUUAACAGAAAACCGUAGUCUUCUCUACUCUCUAGCAGGGGCUGGAGGAUUUGUAGUUAUGCUUGCAUUAGGUCUUCUCCCUGAGUUUGCUGAACAGUUCAGUAUUAUAAACUUCACAGAUGAUUUCAGAUCUUUACUUAUCAAGGUUCUGAUGCUUGAUGCUGGAGCUGCCUAUACUCUAGACAGAGUUCUUCUCUACCUAGCUGGAGAUUGUAAACUCAAGAUUAGGGUUUAACUCGCCAGUUUGCAGUACAGUACACAGAAUAGAACGCAGUGCAAUACAGUUUUCUCUACAUAGCUGGAGAUUGUAAACUCAAGAUUGGGAUUUAACUCGUAGUUGACAGUACAGUACGUAGUACAAUUACCAAGUUCAGUCUGCAGUACAUUACUUAGAAUAGUACGCAGUACAGUACAUACAACUAGAUCUAAUAAUUAGAUUAUUUUUGUACUGUAUGGACAUUUAACUGUAUGCACACUGUACAAUGUACUGUACAAUUAAAUGUUGAAAGUUAAAGAAAGGUCGUCAAACGAAUUUAAGGACAGUUAUCAUCCUUCGUCUAUUCUACGUUCUAUUCUAUAAACCUCUCGUCUCACGUCUGACGUCUGUUAAACUAGUUCUGGCAGUUAUUUAUUUAUGUAUUUAUUUUAUCCAUGUUUACCAUCUUUUAAAAGUACAGUGUACAGUUUAGUACUCGGUUGUUGGAAACUCUCAGUCAGGACUUAGGAUCCAUUUCAUUUUUUCCGAUUCCGGAUCCAAGGAGCCAAUAUUUUAAGGAUUCAGCAAAUCCUAAUCCGGAUCCAAGGAGCCAAUAUUUUAAGGAUUCAGCAAAUCCUAAUCCGGAUCCAAGGAGCCAAUAUUUUAAGGAUUCAGCAAAUUCUAAUCCGGAUCUUAAGCACUGUUUUUCACUGUACACCACAUAAACUUUAUUCUGUAUGUACAAUGUACAUUGUACAGAAAGGUUGAAACAUGCAUUGUUAUUAAUUGAACUGUGAUGUCUGGGUAUUAGGUAGGUAGUUGGUCACUUUAUUUGAUUUUGUAUCUGUGAUUAAAUGUUUGGUGUAAAGUAUCACUUUAACAAAAUAAUUGUUAUUUCUAUUUCUAGA
Molecule: messenger RNA, 4429 nt
Organism: Eurytemora carolleeae
Lineage: Eukaryota; Metazoa; Arthropoda; Copepoda; Calanoida; Temoridae
Product: manganese-transporting ATPase 13A1
Exons: 30
Coding region: 48-3560 (1170 amino acids)
Biological process (GO): intracellular calcium ion homeostasis
Cellular component (GO): endoplasmic reticulum membrane
Molecular function (GO): ATP binding; P-type ion transporter activity; ATP hydrolysis activity
Source: RefSeq, a predicted model, not a curated record